Molecule: messenger RNA, 2111 nt
Organism: Drosophila willistoni
Lineage: Eukaryota; Metazoa; Arthropoda; Insecta; Diptera; Drosophilidae
Gene: ENGase
Product: cytosolic endo-beta-N-acetylglucosaminidase
Exons: 4
Coding region: 108-2081 (657 amino acids)
Biological process (GO): protein deglycosylation
Cellular component (GO): cytoplasm
Molecular function (GO): mannosyl-glycoprotein endo-beta-N-acetylglucosaminidase activity
Source: RefSeq, a predicted model, not a curated record
UUCAUUGGAAGUCAUAAAAACGUUCAGUUUAUAGUUUUGUUAGAGUUUUAAAUUAAUUCGAAUUAAUAUUAUAUUAUAUUUAGUAUUUAAAAUCAAGUCAAAAGGAUAUGGAAACGGCUCCGUUGAAUAAAAAGCGUAAAACAGACAGUGAACAAGCCAAAGAUAAGGACAAAGAUGCCGGCACAUUGCAGGAGGAGGACCUUAACAUACUAGAGGAGCCGCGGCAGAAGACGGAGGUGGAGGAGAAAAAGCAGGCGGAGGCGGAGGCGGAGGCAAACGAACAACAGGACUUCGUGUGCUCGGCGGAAAAUUGUGAAAAUUCUGCCACCUGUGGUUGUCCCCAACUGGAGGCAGAACCAUUGCGUAACAAUCAGCAAUUAUUGGACUUUCAGGUGCGUAGUCGCCACAUCCGAUGGCCCGAGUAUGUGCAACCUCUGGACACUGAAGUCCGCGGCCAGUCGGUCUAUCUGGAUAAGCAGUCGGACUUUGUUAGUAGCUUGAGACGUCCUCUGGAUGCAGGAAAUCGCCGUGAAUUACUUGUCUGUCACGACAUGAUGGGUAACUAUCUAAAUGAUCGACAUUUCCAUAGCUCGGAGAAAUAUGAUGAUUAUCGAUUUCUACAUUGGUCGGCUGUGGAUUAUUUUUGCUAUUUUAGCCAUCAGUAUGUAACAAUACCGCCAAGUGGCUGGCUAAAUGCUGCCCAUCGUCACGGGGUUCCCGUUUUGGGCACAUAUAUUGUGGAAGGUGAUCAAGGUAGUCGUCUGCUGCACGAAGUCCUUGCCAAUGUCGAGAGUGUGCAACGUAUUGUUGCCGCCAUGACACGUCUCUGUCUGCACUUUGGUUUCGAGGGAUGGCUGGUUAAUGUGGAGUGUCGUGUGCGAGCUGAGAGCAUGGCAAAUCUUUAUCGCUUUGUCGAAGAAUUACGUCAGGCGACAGAGAAUCAAGUGCCCCAUGGCCGUGUCAUUUGGUAUGAUAGUGUAAUUGAUAAUGGCGAUUUGUCCUGGCAAAAUGAAUUGAAUGAACGCAAUGUGCGUUUCUUUCGUUUGAGUCAUGGCACACUUAUCAAUUACAAUUGGAAUGAUCGUUCGCUGGAACAUACUGCGGCAAUUGUUAGCCAGGAGCAGACAUCACCGCAUCGAGUCUUCAUGGGCCUGGAUGUGUUUGGGCGGGGACAAAUUGGACGCUUCCAGAGCUCGCAGACCUUAUCCCGUAUAGCGGCUAAGGGAUUUUCUGGUGGAAUUUUUGCUCCAGCCUGGUGCUUUGAGACUCUUCAGCAAUUUGGCUAUAAUAUUAGGCAAACGCAGGGUGAUGACUCUGUGAAUGCUGCAUUCCUGGACCGCAACGAACGCUGGUGGUCACGUCUAUGGCCCUGGCUGGCCACACAUCCGUAUCGUUCGUUGCCCUUCUACACGGAUUUCUGUGUGGGCUCUGGUAAAUCCAACUACGAGCGUGGCAGACGUCACUCGCAUCGUUCGUUCUUCAAUUUGGCUCAACAAUCGCUGCAGCCGUCAGUGCCAUUGGUGGGCAAUGCCGAGCAUUGCUUCGAUAGUGUCUAUCAGGGCGGCAACUGCCUACGUAUUAUCAACUAUGAGCGAGCCUUUAGGCUGCUCCUCACCGACUUUGACUUGACCCAUGGUGUUCUCUUACUUGGCUAUGCCUUUAAGCAAGAUCAAAUAAAAGAUUCGUCUAAUACUUUUGAUUUGGUAUUACGAUUCUCUCCAAUAUCAGAUCAGAACGAGGAUCUUUAUGUCUUCUGUGGCUUGUACGAUGACAUAAUGGUGCCAGGACGCUGCUAUAUAUCGCCAUUGGAUCAUAGCCUAGAUGACAAGUUUAGCAUAAAUCAGCUGUCUUCUGGCCACAGCCCCAUAUCUGAUGAUUGGCAAGUGCGUCAUUAUGUGGUCAAGUUCGAUGGACCUGUUCGUCUACUGGAUAUUGGUGUGAAAUGUAGUCGUUCUGAGCUAUCCACUGGGAAUUCAUAUCUGGGUGCCGUCUAUGUCAAUUCCUUAUCGCUUGGGGAUUGUCAGUCAGUUCACCGAAAGACCGAGAUUAAUGUGUUUACUCAAAAAUUGUGGCAAAAAUAAACUUAAAUCUUUAACUCUUUCAUUUAAUGU